Messenger RNA from Cooperia oncophora, 1125 nucleotides. The record is from the annotation of a GenBank genome assembly. Lineage: Eukaryota; Metazoa; Nematoda; Chromadorea; Rhabditida; Trichostrongylidae.
AUGCCAUCGGAUUCCGAUGAUGCUGGGGCGCGGGAUAAGUCGCCCUCGAAAUCACUGGGCCGAUUGGCGUCAACUGAUGACUCUAUGGUAGAAAGCACCGAUGAUGAUGUGGACUCUUCGGAUGUAGAUGCUGGCGCAAAAGCAGACAAAGAAGCAGCUGAGCUUGAAGAACUAAGCAAAAGAACGAAAAUGAUGAUGGCUGAUUUCAAGAAACCGAUGCUUCGCCCAGUAGAUUCUAUACGAAUCGAUGUAACCCAAGCGAAUGCUGUUCUGGAGGUACCAGAACAACGAGCCACUAUCAGUGAAGGAGUCCAAGGAGUGUUGGGAGACACCAUCGAGGUGGACAAUGACUGGGUGACGAAUGGCGUGCGAGCCAGUCACGUUUCCUAUCUGCACGCUCAUUCGAAUAUUUGGAGCGUCGAAGUCGCCCCCACUGUUGCUGUAGUCGUGGCAAAUCGGUUCUGGACAAUUAUCGGAUGCUAUGAUCGCAGUAUUUUCGUGUACUCAAGCAAGAAUGGCAAAGUGCAUUUCCGAAAUCAGCUGGAUUCGGCGCCAGUGCGAAUGGGGAUCAACGGCCACAAGAUGUUUGUGCUCACGCAAACAGGGCAUUUAAGCACAUGGGAUAUCGACAAGAUCAAGGCCAUAAUAUCUCGCCAAUCAAUCACUGAUUGUGUUGUAAAAGAUGCAAAUCUCAUGUCGAUAUCAGUAACCUCAAGUGGAAUACCUCUGUUAGGAUUCUCAACUGGGAACAUUUUCACUUUUUCACAGGACAUGAAUUGCUGGCAAAUAGUGGAUUCAAUGUCACCGCUAAUGAAGCUCUGCGAUUCCAUCGAAGCCGAUGAGCUACCCGAUGGACCGAUAGGAAAGCUACUGAAGCGACGAAAACGGCCUGGACUUUUGCCGUCAGUACCACGUAACGUUUCUGCGUCAGUCAAACAAUCGUUGUUGGAAGGAUGGCUUUUGGCGGCGAAGACGACUGGUAGUUCAACGGAUUUCCGUGGCUUGUUAAUGAGUUACGUACAGCAGCUCGUCAAAGAUAGUGAGUUUCUAUGGCUAACGUUUUGCCGCCCUACCUCUUCAGAAGGGCUGAGAAAAUGGGGAAUUCCGAACCUAAAGGCACACUUC